UUACGACAUAGAGGGAACUUUGUCCAUAAUGCUUCUGUAAUUAAAACAGGCAAGGGUGAACUGAUUCCAUGCAAACGACCACCGAAGAAAGCCCAAGGCACUGACUUUAUGCAUUGUGCAUAUUGCCAAGGGUUAUUUACCAGGAAUGUUCUUUGGCGACACAUAAAGGUCUGUAAACUAGGCCCUGAAGGUUUUACUCCAAAACCUGGGAAGAACCGUGUCCAGUCUCUCUGUGCAUUUGCACAGCCUGUACCUUCACACAUAAGCAAAGCACUGUGGAAGGCUUUAAGCCUCAUGCAUGGAGAUGAAAUCACAGCUGCUGUCAAAAAUGAUAGCUGCAUCAUUCAGUUGGGGGAACAUUUGUUGAACAAAGGUGGAUCAACUGCAAAACAUGAAGCAUGCAUACGACAGAAGUUGCGAGAACUAGGAAAACUACUUAUCACUGGCAGAAACGUUGCAUCUCUAAAGACAAUGGACGAUUUUAUACAUCCUCAAAACUACAUGAAGAUGGUUCAAGCUGUCAGACAUACAUGUGGAUAUGAUAGUGAAGCCAACACAUACAAAACUCCUUCUCUAGCAAAAAAACUUGGAAUAAGCCUGAUGAAGCUCAGCAAACUCAUGAAAGCUAAAGCUUUGAUUGCGGAAGACCACUGCUUGGCACAGAAUUUCAGUAACUUCCAAGAAAUACAUAAAGAACGGUGGUGUGAACUGAUCUCUGCAACAGCAGCACGAAAUCUUGAGGAGUCAAAGUGGAAUGCCCCCACAGUGUUGCCUUUUACAGAAGAUGUGCAAAAACUUCAUGCAUUUCUCAAUAAAAUGCAAGAUGAGUUGAUCAAGCAGUUAUCAGCGGAGCCCACAUCAAAAUACUGGUCUGAGCUUGCAAAGGUCGCUUUGACUCAAAUCAUCCUCUUUAACCGUCGUAGAGAGGGAGAGGUAUCGUGUAUGCUCCUGUCUGCUUUCUUAUCCAGGGACAGCAGUGAUCCACAUGAUGAUAUAGAUUGGGCCCUCUCUGAAGUUGAGAAAAAACUCUGCAGGCACUUUUCCAGAAUUGUGAUCAGAGGAAAAAGAGGACGUCCAGUUCCCAUUCUGCUGACCCCUAAAAUGCUGAAUGCAGUAGAGUUGCUUGUGAAGAACAGGGAGACUUGUGGAGUGCUGAAAGACAAUGUUUAUCUCUUUGCCCGGCCAUCAGCAAUGUCACAUUACAGAGGAUCAGAUUGUAUCCGCAGCUUUGCGAAGUCUUGUAAUGCAAAUAGUCCUGAUGCACUGACAUCCACAAAACUGCGAAAACAUGCUGCCACUCUUUCUACAGUUCUAAACUUGAAGGACACAGACAUGGAUCAGUUAGCAAACUUCCUGGGACAUGACAUCAGAAUUCAUAGGGAGUACUAUCGCCUUCCUGAAAAGACCCUCCAACUUGCAAAAGUCAGCAAAGUUCUUAUGGCAUUAGAACAAGGGAGACUUGCGGACUUCAAGGGCAAGAAUUUGGAUGAGAUCAAUAUUGACCCAAAUGAGGAGAUGGAGCUAAUUGAUGACGAUGAAGGAAGAAGUGAGGUAGAGGAUGAAACAUAUGAAGAACUUGGAGAAGCAAUGCAAGAGGAGUCACCAGAAGCAACACAAGUACCACCACUUGACACUGCACUUAUUUCCCUACCAGAGAGGAAGAAAUCACUGAAGAUACCUUCUGUUAAAGGUAAAACACAUGCACAGAAAAGAAGAAAAGCUUGGGAAGUGAUUGAGAUCCAGGCCGUGGAAACACACCUGAAAAACUUUAUCAGUUCAUGCCGUGUCCCAGGGAAGCUACCUUGCGAACAGUGCAUAAGAGCUGAGCCUUCAGCGCUUAAAAACAGAGAUUGGCAGAGUGUCAAAUUCUAUGUUCACAAUCGCAUUGUGGCUUACAAGAAAGAUUUGAGCCACAAUGUGUAAUUUUUUUUUUGUUUAUUUCAUUUGAAAAACAUGUAAAUACACUGA
This is a messenger RNA of Pygocentrus nattereri (red-bellied piranha), 1968 nucleotides long. RefSeq lists its product as uncharacterized. Gene Ontology annotation, molecular function: DNA binding. The coding region runs from base 109 to 1923 and encodes 604 amino acids. The record is from RefSeq and is a predicted model, not a curated record. Lineage: Eukaryota; Metazoa; Chordata; Actinopteri; Characiformes; Serrasalmidae. Gene Ontology annotation, biological process: DNA recombination; DNA integration. The transcript has 4 exons.